AUGGAGGACGCGAUGAUCCUAUUCCAAACCGGUAAACGCCUCGUCACGGCGGAGCUCCGCCGCGAAAGCAUCAACUGGUCGGAUGAUAACUUCGUCCUUUUCGCCUCCGCAUCUCAGCCGCGACCAAACACCGAAUCAGAGAUCGUAUCGCAAACGCUCUCACAGAUCAAACUCCUCCUCCGAAGGCGCACGGCGGCUCUCGCCGCACUCGACGCCGGUCUCUACUCCGAAUCCAUCCGCCAUUUCUCUAAGAUCGUAGACAGCCAUCGCGGUGCGCCGCGGAGUUUCGUCGUCGAAUGCUUACUCCAUCGCGCCUCCGUCUACAAAUCCACCGGACGAAUCGCAGAUUCAAUCGCCGAUUGCAACACGAUCCUAGCUUUAAAUCCGUCGUGCCUUCAAGCUUUAGAAACCAGAUCGGAAUUGCUCGAAUCGAUACGGUGUUUCCCAGAUUCGCUUCACGAUCUAGAACACAUGAAACUCCUUUUCAAUUCGAUUUUACGUGACCGGAAAAGAACCGGUCCGGUUUGGAAACGGCAUAGUGUUCGGUACAGAGAGAUCCCGGGUAAUUUAUGUGUAUUGGCCACUAAAAUCAAACCAAAUGAAGGAGAAAAUCACGAACCGAGAGACCGGUUAUGUGGAUUAUUACUCGAUGGGAAUCGAACGUGGGUGCACGAGAUCGGAGCUGAAUAG
This is a messenger RNA of Arabis nemorensis, 690 nucleotides long. Lineage: Eukaryota; Viridiplantae; Streptophyta; Magnoliopsida; Brassicales; Brassicaceae. The record is from the annotation of a GenBank genome assembly.